AUGAGAGAAGGUUCUGGAGUCUCGUCCCAGCUCUGGGAGCGCCUGCUGAGUUUGAACAACUUGGAGGAAGAGCUGGAGAAUCAUCCCAGGCGAGAGUCGCUUGUGGCUUGUUUAAGCCGUUGUCCUGACAAUUUUCAUGCUUUGAUCGUACGUUGCCUCGAGACCGUAGAGACCGAAUUGGCCAAGAAGGCCGAUGACGUCGACGAGGCAGCUGAGACGGUCCUCGCGAAUGCACUCUUCGUCAUGUCAUAUCUGCUUGCCGCGCUUCCAGCUGCGCCUACAGGCCUGAAGAAUUCCGGGGAUGAUGCAGAGGUGACAAAAAACGAUUCUUCUGCUUUGCUUUUGAAGCUGGAGCUGCCACUGCAGAAGGCAGCUUGCAAAGCAGCCAGCGCGUCCUUCGUGGAAAGGUUGUGGUACAAGACGCAUCACACGAAGCACGGCCACUGGGAGAGCGCAUCGCUGACUCUGCGCUGCUGGUUCCACGAUGGCUUCACAGUGGAAGAGCCAGAUGUGUCUGAGGCUGAAGAUGUGCCGGAUGUCAACGGUGUGGUGCCCGCUCUCAUCUGGCAAGAAGGAGUGGGACCAGAGGGUUCCAGCCAGCCAAAGAACAGCGACAUGCAGGCAAACAGGGUUGUUGGUUUGCAACUUCUGCUAGCACUUCUCGCAGCCGGCGCUCCCUCUGCGGUGGACAUCCAGGACACCAAGGGUGAUGACGGCUCCACUGUUGACGCAAGGCUUUCGAGGCUUCUGAUUCCUGAUGCGCGGCCGCUUGCGUAUCUAUGCGAUCCAAGCAGGACUGUGCCCUUCCGGGCAGAGCUGUUCUACUCGCUGAUGUCCGUAGCAUUAGGCUACGACCCUCACGGGUUUGGGUUGCCAUACGGAGGCUACUUUGCGGGAGCCAAGCAGGAAGCCUUCGCGCACUUGUGCAUUCAGGCUCUGGGCCUUCUACUGCAAGAUGUGCGUGAUGCUGCGCUUUGCAAAGGUGAUAUGAGCAUCUUGCCAAGCGUGGCAGUCAGGCGCCCCCAGGAGCUUUUGAUUUCUCAAAGGUCAAUCCCGGAGGAAGAAGGAGCAUCUGCGCAGAACGUGUUCAGAGACAUGCUGGCUGCCAUAGGUUCUCAGGGUGAGGUAGAAUUCAUAGUUGAGGGCAUUGUGACUUUGCUGGGCACUGUGGGCAAGGGAAAAGGAAGCUACCUUCCAAGUUCAAUGAGGCUUCCACCCUUCCUGCCGGAGCUUCUUGUCAUUGUCUUGCACCUCACAGCCUGCCCAAAGUUCGUGGCAGGUGCAUGCGUAGAGGGCGAGAUCAUUAGCGUCAUCGAGGGCGUCCUUCUGGCAGCCAACCAGGCACCAGAGCAUGUUGACGAGCAUGCCCUGAGCCUGGUGGAGGCUGCGAUUCUCCUGAACCUCACCUCGUACCGCGAGGUGUGCGUCGAGCUGGAUGAGGAUUUCGAUGGUAGCUUGCCAGAGAGCAUGCCCGAUUUCGAGGGCACUGCGGCUGACUUCGUGGCCUUAGCGGCGCUUGCUCAGGCGAACGAAAACCUCGCAAAAUGCAAGGUCAGCAAAGUUCACGAAAACAUCGUGCAGAUGAGCCUCUUCACUUUGGCCAACGUGUCAACCUUCGCCGAUGGCCUUUGCAUAGAAACGACUUCGCGUCUGUUUUCGUUGUUCGAGCGUUGCGUGAAAUCACUCCAACUAUCCCGCGAGAGGUUGGGCUUCGCAAGCCACUUGCCAAUACUGCUGGAAGCCUUUGACAAUGUUCUCCAGUACAGGUAUGGCAGCAACGCGAACUUGGCUUACGGCUUGAUGACUAGACAGGCCAUCUUCCGAGAUCUGGUGUCCAUGGUGCCACAAAUCCAAUGCAACAUUGACUUGGAAAAGGAUGGCAACAGUGGCAAAGACACUCAGAGAUGGCAGCAACAUGUCGAGGUCCACUUGCAUCCGAUUGCGACUCUCUUAGAUGCAACGGUGCCAAUGCUUGAGGCAGAGGUGGAGAAGCAGGAAAUAUCGAACUCGGACGAAGCCAAGGAACUUCUUCCAAGGUGCGUUCUGGGAUUAAUGCCACCUCCACACGCCUUCCAGAUGAGGCAUCUACAGCGCUGUGCAGCCACUCAUCUGGCAUGUGAGCACGUCCUGGCGGCCUGUCUCGGCGACGGCCCCGUUUGCCCGCUGUGGGAGGUUGAGGACGGGAAGCUUGGCCCUCAGAAUAAUCAGUGCUUCAAAAUUGCGCAGCAAUACUUAAGUGCUGUAAGGCCGGAGCCUCGCAAGGGAAGGGAGAGAAGUAACAGCAGAACAAGGUCAGCAAGCAGCAGUCGCUCCAAAGGUGGUGCCAAAGCAGCUGCUUCAGAACCUUCAAAACCUGGGGGCAAGAGCCCCAAAAAUUCUCCAACAGCACCUGAUGCAUCAGAGCCUGGUGACAGUGCGGUUCCAAAUGGAAGCAGCCAGGCUGAAGCGUCCGUGCCAGAGCAGGGCAACGAGGCUUCGCCAAGCAGCCCCCAACCAGCUGGCAUGGAUGCUCUAGCAUCACAGCUCCAGGAAGCCGUGGCUUCCGGAGUCGAUGUCGCGCAAUUGCUGGCCCAAUUGCAAGCGGCGAAGGUGAUGCGGCGAAGCCAGUGGAGGCUGCACCUCCUAUCCGUAGCCUCAGAGGCUGACCUGCCCCGCACCUCUGAGAUGCACGGAUCCCAAAAGACAGAGUUGACAGGGGCAGUAGACGAGCGAAAGUACACGGAGGAGCAAGAGGUCCGACAAAUGCAACGAUGGCUUACAGACCUCAAAGGAAAGCUCUCCGCUGUGCAGGCUGCAGCAGCCAAAAUUGGCGCUGUGGCCAGAGGUAGUGCCACACGAUGGAAGGCAUGGCCAUGCUUUGGGGAGAGAAGGGAAGUGUCUGCAGCUGUGUUGCUGCAUACGCUUCUGCUUUGUGACUCUGUCAAGGUCAAGCAGGAUUACCACGAAGCCAGGGCAGCUGUGGAGGCAGAUGUGAUUUGGGCAGUAGGAGAUCCUCUUGAGCCACCGCUGCUUGGCUUUGCUGACUAUGCACAGCGAAACGACUCAAUGCCAUCUGUGCCCGACUCGAUCCGCUUCAAGGUACGAGAUGUCACCAAGCAGAACGUCCUCAAGCAGCUGGGACAAAAGGAGGACCUGAACUAUUGGAGCACUUUUGAAACCUUGGCAUCAAGACUUCUGCAGGAGGUUUCCGGCACGAGCGGGGCUAGCCUGCCGCCGGGUCCAAAGAAGCAGAUGUCAAUGGCCCAUCUCUUCAACGACGAGGAGACAUUUGCAGAGACGUCGGCCGAAGCAGCCGAGGGUUUUGUGGCACGUCGGCAGGAUCACUAUUUGCUGGGAAAAUACCAGAUGGUGGCUGUGCCGGCCAUGGCUGAUUAUGACUCGGCAUUCGGAGAAGUCUUGCGGCCUCAGGAUUUGAAGAAUGGUCUCUCUCAACAGACAGCGCUGGAUUGUGAUGGACCCAAGGGCUUCGACGGUUGGUUCUGGGUGUUGCAUGCUGCUGCGCCAAACAUUGGCGAGAGCGCUCAAGCAGACGACUUCCUGGCAUAUUCGGUGGACGAGGAGGAUGACUCCUCCAGCCCCAUGAGGACAGAAUCAGCGCGAUCGACUGCUUCCACCGCUUCCAGGUGCUGCUGGAAGGAGCGGCUUCUGCGGCCCACGCGCCGGUUAAACGAGGAUCUAUACAUCAAAGAUCUUCGCCGCCUUUGGCGCAACGUGCUCAUUGCCAUGAAGCAUCUCAAGGUGGAAGACGUCAUUCUCUUUCCGUUCGGCAUGGGUGCCUUCCUGAGACACUUGCAUCUGAACGAUGAUCGAUAUGAGGAUGCCAGCAGCAUGCGAAGGCUGAAGCGAAGAAUCGCUGACGAGCUCAUGAAUGCCAUUGUUGACAUAUGCUUACCGAGGUCCAAGCCUGUCAAGGCGGCCAAGCCAGCGGAAACGCGCACUCGCGUACAUCUCUGCCUCGUGUGUGUCAACCGAGAAAGUGUUGACAACCACAACUGCUUUGUGCAGGCAGCUGCAGAUAGGGCAAAGAGUUGUCCUGAGCUGAAGGAGAUCCUGCACUUGAGGCGGAAUGUUGACUCCUUGCAGCUGGCCCAUGAACUGGCCGCGGGCUCUGGCAAGUCCAGACCUUUGAAGGUUGCCUUGCUCAACGGGGCCAACCGGAAGCUUUGCGGAAACCACUGGUUCCAGAGUGGGGCUCGAUAUGCCAUCGACGAAAAUCUUCAUCGGCGUUCUGCUUCUCUUUCCAGAGCAUCGUUGCUGGUGAAUUUCGACACCGAGCCGAGGCCUCGCAAGGCUAUGCAGCUGCAGGAGACUGUCAGGUUUUUUCGCGGAACUGUGGUGAACUUGGAUAAGGGGACAAAAUCGCAGCAAGCUCCAAAUCCUGACAAGACUCUCGUAGACAACGCAGUCGUCCGGAGCCAGAAGGAGUCGAAGGAGCCGAAGCAGUCUGCGCAGGUUCCUGCGCAGGGCAAGGGCCGCAAGCGGUUCUGCCUAUGUGGAAAGACAAAAGCGCCACUAAAGGCAGACGAUGACGCAGAGAUCCUUGCGACAGUUUGA
Symbiodinium pilosum is the source of this 4554-nucleotide messenger RNA. The record is from the annotation of a GenBank genome assembly. NCBI's taxonomy places the organism in Eukaryota, Dinophyceae, Suessiales, Symbiodiniaceae.